GACAAACCAAUAUGAACAAUUAUGGAUAUCCAAUGGUGAUGGUCAUUGAACAUUUGCAGUGUUCCAUGUCCAAUGAUCUGCUAUGUAAAUUUCCAGAUAACUCAGCAUUCGAUUUCGAUUAUACCCAAAGUUCAAUUUGGUCUCCUCUAGUACCUAGACCAUUGUCAUCGGCGUCUAACCGGAGGCUCAGCUCUGGUUUAUCUCGAAGGCUGUCAUAUGAGAAUGUCUCGGUAGGAUGUACUAAUUUCAACAAAGUUACGGCAAAAAUCAAGAGGAAGUUGUCUAAUGCUGUUACAGAGAAUAUGAGAGAAUAUCAUAGAUCGAAGAAGAGAAAGAAGAAGGCACUUGAUUUUACUCGUCUACCAUCUUCUUCUAAAAUCUCGCCUACUCCAACCCCACGAAAGGGGUGGGUUAAGGUACUGAAAGCGGCUACAAAGCAUUUCAAGAAGAAAAAUUCCACAGGUGAUGUUAAUUUUUGCAAAUCAUUGAGUGACAACACUCUUCUGCGAACUUCUACAUAUCCAUAGAAGUUGUUUGAAUCCUUUACAUGGCAGGGCAGAACAAGAAAUUUGUCUUGUUUCUUUGUAAUACCUGAAUUUUCACUGUAAUCAGCAGAUGUGUAGCUGAAGAGUGCAUUUGUUUAAGUAAUGUAAUGUAGCAAUUCUACUAUGAUUGCUUGAAAAAAGAUGGAGCUUACUGGCUCUGUCCUUGUAACAUUAUGAUUUCUUGAAUCUGAACUAUUUUUAUACAUAA
Molecule: messenger RNA, 753 nt
Organism: Solanum tuberosum (potato)
Lineage: Eukaryota; Viridiplantae; Streptophyta; Magnoliopsida; Solanales; Solanaceae
Exons: 2
Coding region: 12-527 (171 amino acids)
Source: RefSeq, a predicted model, not a curated record